Sorghum bicolor (sorghum) is the source of this 1989-nucleotide messenger RNA. Its product is annotated as patatin-like protein 2. Gene Ontology annotation, molecular function: glycerophospholipase activity; monoacylglycerol lipase activity. Bases 408 to 1649 code for a protein of 413 amino acids. The transcript is spliced from 6 exons. The record is from RefSeq and is a predicted model, not a curated record. NCBI's taxonomy places the organism in Eukaryota, Viridiplantae, Streptophyta, Magnoliopsida, Poales, Poaceae. Gene Ontology annotation, biological process: lipid metabolic process.
ACUUGACCAGUUGUGUCUCAACAUGACUAUUGCAGGAUAACCAAGCUUGUACUCAUAUAUUAGAAGUAAAGAAAAAUCAUAACAAAAAGAACAUGGUCUUGAAGGUGUCAAACAUAUGAGCAAUUCCUAAAGUGUAAAUUACAUAUCUUAUUGGACAAGUGCAUAAAGACACUUCCAGAGAAGCAGUGCUGAAACCAUCUCGGAUAAGCUUGCCAGCAGUUCAGCAUGCCUGAGUGUAAAAUAUAUGCAACAUUCCUUGCACUACAAAAACAAAACUUUUUGCUUUUUCAGCAUGAGUUGUCUUUUGCCUCCACGCCUAUAAAUAGCAUUUCAAAGGUCAGAAUUCAUAAGUAGCUGUUAACAAAAGCUGAGAAGACAGUCAUCCAUCAUACUUCUUUGCCUCUGCAAUGGAAAAUAAUCAUGCAUGUCCACCACCGAGCAAGGGAAACCUGAUCACAAUAUUGAGUAUCGAUGGUGGUGGGGUUAAGGGUAUCAUCCCUGGUACCUUCCUUGCAUUCCUUGAGUCUAAACUUCAGGAGCUUGAUGGGAGCAACGCACGCAUAGCUAACUACUUUGAUGUCAUCGCUGGCACAAGCACAGGUGGUCUUAUUACUGCUAUGCUAGCAGCACCAUCACUGAACAAUGCUAAGCAACCAUGCUAUGAGGCCAAGGAUAUUGUGCCAUUCUACCUCAAACAUAGUCCUCGCAUCUUUCCAUGCAGAACUGGAAUUUUGGGCUGGUUCUUCAAGAUCCUGCAAAUAAUUAAGAUGAUAAUUGGGCCAAAAUAUGAUGGAAAGUACCUGCACAAAAUGACCAAUGAUUUGCUGGGCGAUACGAGAUUGAAAGAAACAUUGACAAAUGUUGUUGUUCCUACUUUUGAUGUUAAGUGCGUAAAGCCAACAAUAUUCAGCACAUUCAAGGCGAGAUCUGAUACCUUGAUGAAUGCUCGUCUUGGUGAUGUGUGUAUUGGCACAUCUGCAGCACCAACAGUUCUCCCCGCACACUAUUUUGAAACUGUGGAUUAUCACACUGGUUCAUCACGUAGCUUCAACAUUAUUGAUGGGGGUCUCGCUGCAAACAAUCCGACUUUGGUGGCAAUGGGUGAGAUAACAGAACAGAUCAGACAGAAGAGCAAGGAAUUCCCUGAGACCAAGCCCUUGGACUAUCAUAGAUAUCUGGUAGUAUCGUUAGGCACAGGUCUUCCAGAGCAAGACAUCAAAUUUGAUGCGUGUCGUGUUGCCAAGUGGGGCAUUUUUGGAUGGUUUGGCCGGGAGAAUACCAUGCCUUUGCUGCAAAUGUUCUUACAUGCUAGCUCAGACAUGACUGAUAGUUAUGUUGCGGACCUUUUCAAAGCAAUUGGGUGCUCAGACCAACUGCUGCGUAUUCAGGACCGCAACAUACCAAUAGGGGCUGUGCCAGCCGACCUCUCAACGGAGAAGAAUCUUCAAGGGCUGGUUAAGAUUGGAGAAAACCUUCUGCAUAAGCCACUAAGCAAGGAUGAUUAUAAGAUCAACUACAUCGAGACAGUGCCGAAAGAUAGCCGUGCUCUAACCUAUGCUGGUAUGCUCACACAGUUUGCAAAGCUCCUUUCUGAUGAGAGGAAGCUUAGGCUUCAGAACAUGGAACUGGAUGACGGUAGCAAAUCCUGAAUCUUGAGGUCUUCUGAAGGCAUACUCCCUCCAUCUUAGGAGUUGGUGUAUAUUACUAUCAGCUGUUGUGUCAUGUGUGUAUGGCAAGUUGUGAGUGCGUAAAUGGUAAUUGGCAAAGUGAUAUGGACAAAAUAACUUUGUGAAUAAGUUCUGAUGGUUGCAUUGCUUGGAGCCCUGUAAAUGGACAAAAUCUAAUGCCCUGGUGUCUGGUUGUCUAGCUGUGUGUAAUGUGAGUACUAUGUAUGGUAUGGUGAGUUGGUGUAUCUGCAUCUUAGGCAGUAAAUAAUGUAUUGCUUGUGUAUUGAAAAUAAAGUUUAUUAUGUGACUAUUCAGCAGUCCA